AUGCACUUCGUCAUUGCAAAUAGGUUGCUCAAAAAAUUUGAAUACAUAGACAUAAAACAUGUUCCUAGAAUAAAAAACCAAGAAGCUAAUGACUUAGAACAAAUAGCGUCAGGGUAUAGAAUUUCAAAAGAGAAGCUAGAGGAACUUGUCGAAGUAAGAGGAAAAGCAAUGGCUGCCAGAUUGUCUCCGACAGAUUUGGAAAGCACUCAGUUAGGAUAUGCUAACAAAGAAGAGUUUAAAGUACUGGCCAUUGAUACCUUAAUGGAUACAGAUUGGAGGAAUCCAAUUAUUAAUUAUCUCAAGGACCCUUCGAUAGAUACAGAAAGAAAAACCAAGUACAAGGCUUUAUCUUAUGUUUUGAUGGGGAAUGAAUUAUUCAAGAAAACUCCUGAAGGGAUCCUGUUGAAAUGUUUAGGAGAAAACGAGGCAUACUUAGCAUUAUCUAGUGUACAUAGUGGAGCUUGUGGAGCACACCAGGCAGGCCAUAAGAUGAAAUGGUUGUUUUUUAGAUAUGGAACGUAUUGUCCCACCAUGUUAAAAGAUUAUAUAGAGUUUGCUAAGGGUUGCCAAGAAUGUCAAGUACAUGCAGGAAUUCAACAUGCUCCUGCAAGUGAGCUUCAUGUUCCUUCGUCCAGGACUCCCUUUGCAUGA
This is a messenger RNA of Lathyrus oleraceus (garden pea), 651 nucleotides long. RefSeq lists its product as uncharacterized. The transcript has 2 exons. The record is from RefSeq and is a predicted model, not a curated record. NCBI's taxonomy places the organism in Eukaryota, Viridiplantae, Streptophyta, Magnoliopsida, Fabales, Fabaceae. The coding region runs from base 1 to 651 and encodes 216 amino acids.